This is a messenger RNA of Anastrepha ludens (Mexican fruit fly), 669 nucleotides long. RefSeq lists its product as uncharacterized. The transcript has 2 exons. The record is from RefSeq and is a predicted model, not a curated record. Lineage: Eukaryota; Metazoa; Arthropoda; Insecta; Diptera; Tephritidae. Bases 231 to 569 code for a protein of 112 amino acids.
CGCUCAACCACUCAAUGGGGCAGCGAAAACCGCAAAGUGAACAAUUUUUCUUCAUUCCAACUACGUCAAAAUUUUGUCAAUUCACACUGAACUUUGGAACGAACGCUCUCAUCAUUCAGCUGUGUACUCUACUCUAUUUACUCAGAGCGAUUGGAGUAGGUGAGCGAACUGUUUAUUCGCUUAUUAUAGUUGCUUCAACUUUGCCUUUGUAUUGAUCGAAACCCAUUAACAUGAGUUUGCCGAUAAAUUCGCUAUUUUUUCUAAAUUCACAAUUAUUUAUCAAAGCAUCAAAAUGCAUUUUAUUCGAAAGCGGGCCGGAGACGAGGCCGGGCACUGCAUCUUUACCUUUUUGCUUACUGGCUGAAAAAUAUGUAGCUGUUGUUUGCUCGCUCAACUGUCGAUACGAGCAAAUAAAUAAAAUAUUUCCAUGUGUUACACAUUACCGUUACAUGGCAAAGCUAUAUUACCCUUACCUUUUUAUGCAUUGGGUGAAGAAAUUGGUCCCAAAUGAGAGCGAGAAAAAGCAGAUAAUGAACUGUCAGAGAGGUGUGCAAAUAAAUUUGAAAUAGUAGGCCAAAAAAUGCCCUAAAAUUGUAACAUAUACGUAUUUAUUUAAGUUUUAACAUUUGAGGAAAUAUUAAAAAAAAAUUGUUUUUUGAGUUUUUUGGU